Molecule: messenger RNA, 1227 nt
Organism: Penicillium angulare
Lineage: Eukaryota; Fungi; Ascomycota; Eurotiomycetes; Eurotiales; Aspergillaceae
Product: TauD/TfdA family dioxygenase
Exons: 3
Coding region: 1-1227 (408 amino acids)
Molecular function (GO): oxidoreductase activity
Source: RefSeq, a predicted model, not a curated record
AUGGCAACUAUCACAGAGACAGCGCCUGUGGCCGGGUCUACUACUCGGGAAAUUGACCUUUCCAAGUUCCCAGACGGUUUGAAGACCACAGGACAACACCCUCCUGUCUACGAGAAAGUCCGUCCUUAUUCGGACUUCCCCAAGAAAAUCGAGGGCCCUACAGUGUGGAAAGCCGAAGAUUACAGUCAAGAUAUGGCAAAGUGGACCCACCAGUUCACAGAGGAAGAGAUUAAGGAGAUCGGCGACGCAUCCGAUAAGUAUAUCCAAGACAAAACACCUCUCGAGGGUAUCUCCAAGAGCAACUUCCCUCUUCCUAAGCUCUCCAAGCGUCUCGAGGAGCUCCGAAGAGUCUUGAUUGAUGGAACUGGCUUCUGGAUGUUUAGGGGAAUUCCAGUCGAUGAAUGGGAUCUUCAAAAAUGCGCUACUGCAUACAUGGGCCUGGGAACGUACCUAGGAUAUUUCACCAGCCAAAAUGGACGUGGUCAUGUCCUUGGACACGUCAAGGAUCUCGGCGAAGACCCCACCAAGACUGACCGAGUUCGCAUCUACCGCACUAAUGCUCGUCAAUAUUUCCACACUGAUGGAUCUGACAUUGUCGGUCUGCUGUGCAUUGCCAAAUCUAAGAUCGGUGGAGAAUCCGACAUCGCAUCCACCCACAACGUCUUUAACACUCUACAAGAGAGACAUCCAGACGUGAUCGAAACAAUGACAACACCAAACUGGUAUUUUGACCGCAAGGGCGAAGUCUCCGAAGGUGACGAGGAGUGGAUCCGAGGCGCAAUUCUGUACCUGGAGAACGAACGUGCAGGCGCAAAUGCCCGGGUCUACGCUAAAUUCGACCCUAACAACCUAACCUCCUUGGCAAGAUUCAACUCUGGACCCGAUGCAAAGAUUCCUCCCCUUUCUGAGAAACAGAAGUACGCUUUGAAGAUGUGGGAGGAGACAUGUGCGGAGCUGUCUCUUCAUAUGAUUCUUGGACCUGGAGAUAUCCAGUUUGUGAGCAACUCUCAUGUCUUCCACGCCCGUACUGCCUAUGAGGAUCACCCAGUUGGUGCUGUUGAUGCCAAUGGCCGUCCUAUUCGUGCACGCCACUUGAUGAGACUUUGGCUUUCGGCACCUGAGUCUGAGGGUGGUUGGAAGCUGCCUUUCCCUGAUACCUUGGAGAAGAAGCGUGGUGGUAUUCAAGUUAAUGACCAGGCUCCUUACUGUCCAUUGGAUGCGGAAUAG